ACUGCGCCUAGGCAACCAGCCGGGAGGGUGAGUGCCGCGCGCCGCAGAAGCUUCUGGCGCGAAUGGAGAACCAAGAGUUUCUAGGUUCGUCUGAGCCGUCCGAAGUGACCGAUGGGCAGGUCUCAACAGAAAUAUCCACUUGCUCCGAAGUCUUCCAGAAGCCCAUUAUGCUCAGGAUUCUCGACACUCACAGCGAGCUUGGAGAGUCGGAGGAUCCCGAGAAACACGAGAAUCCCGAGGAGCCAGAGGAGGUCAGGGAGCAAGACGAGUCCGAGGAAUGUGAUGAGCCCCACGAGUCCUAUGAGCCCCACGCGCCCUAUGCGCCCCAUGAGCCCCGGGACUCCUAUGCACCCUACGAACUCCAUGAGCACCAUGCAGCCCCCAAACUUCGCAAGGCCAGUGAGCCCCGACAGCUCCGCCAAGCCCGUGAGCCCCGCAAGCCCCGCAAGCCCCGCGAGGCCAAGGAAACCGAAUUACUUCCCAGUGCCGCAGUAAUGAUCUCCCCAUCUCUGAUCACCAGAGCCCCGCCACGGCCUCAGCUGUCUUUCCUGGGAGCAAAUCCUGUUUCCUGUGACUUUGUAAGGAAAUGUUUUUCUUCUAGGAAGAGAACCCCAAACCUUUCAAAGCCUAAAAAGCAAUGGGGAACUCCAGACAGAAAACUGUUUUGGGGAAAUCAAGAUCCUAUUCGCCCUGUUUCCCAGGGUGCUUUGAAGGCUCAACUGACCAAAAGACUUGAGAACCUUGCCCAGCCCAAGCAAGUUUCCUGCCUCUAUGUACCUAACAGGGCUCAAUAUUACUACAGCUGUGGAAGAGAGUCUGUAAUUUGGGAGAUCACUCCUCCUGCGUUGUUUAGACAACCCUCCAAAAGGAUCCAGAGGCUGUCACAGCCCAGUGGAUUCAAAAGACAGUGUCUACUAAAUAGUUUUAUGAUGCAAACCCCGAUUUCACUUUCUACCCUGAGUGCGAUUGCAACUCCAAGAAUUGUAGACCUUGCCCACCCAAGGAUCAAGUUAGAGGGUCUGUGCUAUGAAAGACAAAGAAGUGAACUGCCCAUCCGUCCUGUAACUCCUGCUGCCAUGCUAGCUAAACCUAGCCCCCGAACAAUAGCUCUAGCGAAGUCCAAGUCUGUUCAUCAAGAUUACCUACCUGACCGCGAUGCCCACUGGCCAGUAUCUUACGCUGCUACUCAUUCGAAAGCAUCACCCAGGAUUCAGGAACUAGCUAAUCCAAAUAAGAGGACUCCUGUGCAUAUUGUGUAUUAUGAUCCAGAUGUCUUUAAAACCAAGCCAGCUGCUUUGAAAGCACGGUGUUCUCAAAGGAUCCGGGAGUUGUCACAACCUCUUACACGUUAA
Mandrillus leucophaeus (drill) is the source of this 1352-nucleotide messenger RNA. It is a transcript of the gene SPMAP2L, whose product is annotated as theg spermatid protein-like. The transcript has 9 exons. The coding region runs from base 63 to 1352 and encodes 429 amino acids. The record is from RefSeq and is a predicted model, not a curated record. NCBI's taxonomy places the organism in Eukaryota, Metazoa, Chordata, Mammalia, Primates, Cercopithecidae.